GUAUAGGUGGUUGCUAAUCAUUCUGCUACGUCAGAGAGUGUACAUAUAUACCUAACUAGAACAAAACAUCAACCAUUUGUACAAGGCUUGUUGGGAACACAUUCCGAGUUAGCCGUGGUCGGGAGGGAAAAAUGUACGUGGUGGUUAUUUGCAUUAAACUUCUGCUGCAAGCUUGCAUCGACAGGGCGAGCGAAAUCUCACGUUGGUUGAUGCGGCUGGUAGCCUUGAGUAAAUCUGGGCUCAUUGAAUGGAGACGGGAAAGAGUGACAAGCAGCGACAGGACCCAGGAGCGGAGUGCCGUACCCACCAGUGUCAAUUACCAUUUCACCCGACAGUGUAACUACAAGUGCGGCUUCUGUUUCCACACCGCAAAGACAUCAUUUGUGUUGCCCCUGGAAGAAGCCAAAACGGGGCUAAAGCUUUUAAAAGCAGCCGGCAUGGAGAAAAUUAAUUUUUCUGGAGGGGAACCUUUUCUGGUCAAUCGUGGGGAGUUUCUCGGGAAGCUGGUUCAGUACUGUAAGCAGGAGCUGAAACUGCCCAGUGUCAGCGUUGUGAGCAAUGGGAGUCGGAUCACCGAGAAGUGGUUUAAAAACUACGGUAAGGAUCUGGACAUUUUGGCGAUUUCAUGUGACAGUUUUGAAGAGGACACCAAUCGUCUCAUUGGCCGUGGGCAAGGGAACAAAAAUCAUGUCGAGAACCUCCUCAAAGUCAGAAAUUGGUGCAAAGACUACCAAGUGGCUUUUAAAAUCAACUCUGUCAUCAACAGAUUCAAUGUUGAUGAGGAUAUGAAUGAACAAAUCAGGUUGAUAAAUCCAAUAAGGUGGAAGGUAUUCCAAUGUUUGUUGAUUGAUGGAGAAAAUGCUGGAGAAGAAGCUCUGAGACAUGCAGAAACAUUUACUAUCAGCAGUAAAGACUUUCAGAAAUUUCUGGAUAGACAUAAACAGAUCAAGUGCCUUGUGCCUGAAUCCAAUGAGAAGAUGCGAGAUUCCUAUCUCAUCCUUGAUGAAUACAUGCGCUUCCUAGAUUGUACCCAAGGCAGAAAAGAUCCAUCGAAAUCUAUCUUGGAUGUAGGUGUUGAGAAUGCUAUUAAAUUUAGUGGGUUUGACGAGAAAAUGUUUUUUAAACGUGGAGGUAAAUAUACAUGGAGCAAAGCAGAUAUGCGCUUGGAAUGGUAAAAGUUGCUCUUUGUUCUUGACUGUCUCAAUCAUGAAACGUUCAUGCCACACACAUUUUAUGGAUUCAGUAAAUGACUUUGAAUCCUGUCAAGUACCAUUGUCCUCAGCUGUCAACAUUGUAAUUUUUUAAAACAAUAAACAGUGCAAUAUUUAGGAUGAUAUUACCUGUUGAAAAGAAUUUGGCACUCAAUGCUAUGUCCAGACAAUUGAAAUGCCUAAAAGAUUUUUAUUGGUUGAAUUGCAAUAUGAAGCUGCAAAGCUAGAGUUUAAGAAAAGAUUUGAUGUGCCCAGAAAAUAAACAUUGUUGACAUGCAUUACCUCAUGUAAAAAGAAUUGUCAGCUGCAUUAUGGACAGGUAAAUUUGGGGAGACUGGUUGUAUUUUGAAGGAUUGGUGUUUACAAUCUGACCUAUCAAAAUAUAACAGUAAUGGCUCAAGUAUUUUUUUUAAAAAGCCUUCAAAAAUCUCCCAUUGACUUCUGAUUCUGGAAGUUGUUGCUGUGCAUGAACAUCAUUUCGCAUUGCCAGUGAAAAUUAGAGGAACAGAGUUCUCCACUGGUUGCACAAAGGAUUGAAGGUUAUUGGAGGUAAAUCAUCUCAGGCCCUGGCGAUUGUUGCAGGAGUUCCUCAGUAGGCCCCAAAUAUUCAAAAUCAUGACAAGUCUGGAGAAACUGUUCCCACUCAUGAAACAAUCAGGAAGAGAGCACAGAGUUAAAAUAACUGGCAAAAUGAACAGAAAUUAGGGAAUGGGGGGUACAGACUGUGUAAGUGCAGAUAUUAGUAUUAGUUUAGAAUGGUAUCAUGGUCAGCGCAGACAUGGUGGGCCAGAAGGCCUGUUCCUGUGCUGUACUGUACUAUGUUUUUUUUAAACAAAAGAGCAAAUAUUGGUUUUUACAUUAUCACAGCAGUCAUGUUUAUUAUGAACAUGGGUUUUUUAAUUAAUGUGGAAAUCUUAUUUUUACUUUGUAAUUUUUUAAAAUGCUUUCAUUAAUGAAUAUUUGAAUUGCAUUAAAUACAUGAUGAACAACACUGUUUUGGAGUAUAUAUCGUCUGUUUUGUCAGUUCUUAGUGAAUAAUCACUUUAGAAUUAUUUACUGUUUGAGUAGAAAUGUCUCACUUGUCAGAAGUGUAUCAGCCUUUUAUCUUCACUGUUUAUGUCACAAAUGUCACUGUUUCAACAAUGGUUUACAUUUUUGCCCAAGUCACUGUUGGGACUAUCUUGAUACAGCCUCACAAUUCCAGUUUCUACAUGAUUCUAUUUCCACUACUUGUCAUUCUGAUAAUAGGCAGCACUUAUACUGAAACUUGUCACCAAUUUUACCACAUUACGACUAAUCGCAAUCCAAAUAAGUUUUCUCACAAGCACACGCUAAGCUCUGAUGCUUGGUUAAUAGUGUCUGUAAUUUUUAAUUCUAAAUAGCUUACCCAACAUUCAGUGCAAUGCAAUUCAAGUAUAUGUUAACAAUUAUAUUUUGUAUUAAUAAUGCUGGCAUCAACUUGCGAUGUUUUGUAUCAAUUAGUAACUUAAGAAGUUUGAAUAAAGUGGAAAAGUAUGCAAU
Molecule: messenger RNA, 2732 nt
Organism: Rhincodon typus (whale shark)
Lineage: Eukaryota; Metazoa; Chordata; Chondrichthyes; Orectolobiformes; Rhincodontidae
Gene: rsad2
Product: radical S-adenosyl methionine domain containing 2
Exons: 6
Coding region: 132-1175 (347 amino acids)
Biological process (GO): defense response to virus; positive regulation of immune response
Cellular component (GO): mitochondrion; lipid droplet; endoplasmic reticulum
Molecular function (GO): 4 iron, 4 sulfur cluster binding; catalytic activity
Source: RefSeq, a predicted model, not a curated record